Molecule: messenger RNA, 2493 nt
Organism: Lobosporangium transversale
Lineage: Eukaryota; Fungi; Mortierellomycota; Mortierellomycetes; Mortierellales; Mortierellaceae
Exons: 2
Coding region: 88-2493 (801 amino acids)
Molecular function (GO): protein binding
Source: RefSeq, a predicted model, not a curated record
GCUCAGUCAAAAGGCCCUGGACCACGAGCAGGUCACUGCAUUGUCGAGCAUGGGAACGUGCUUUAUUUCUUAGGAGGCACGCCUCCAAUGUCUUCUAGCUAUGCGACCUUUACAUCCCUAAAACUGCCUUUCAGCACUAAUGUGAAUCCAGAAACCCUCCCUUGGCUCGACCUACCCAGUCCUCCUGUGUCCAUCCAAAUCAAUAAUUUGACAAUGACCUUCUCCAGAGACACACCCACAGCCACACCUGCAUGGACUGACUGCUUUGCAACGGAUGACGGCCGUAUAGUCGUCGUCGGUGGCAGUUCCCAAAUAUUGGUCUAUAAUAUCGCUAGCUCCACAUGGGGUGAUACAACCACACCCGGUACAACCCUCAAAUUUGGUCCGAACGUCCCUUCCAAUGUGUUCUUGAAUCCAGUUUAUAUCCAAUCCAGGAUCUUAGCAGACGGAUUUACGGCUCUAGUGAUGUGUACGCUGACCUGGAACAGUCAGCCUCAACCAUAUUACCUUAACACCAACACUUGGACCAUCACAUUGGCCAUUGGAACCCCUCAGACAACGCCUCCGGGCUCAUCUACCUCAUCCAGUGGAUGGGGCCCCGUCCCAGGCAAUGGAGUAACAACCAUCUUACCUCCUCCUGGGUUCCGCCACUAUACCCUGGCGAUUCUUGGACAGGACAAGGAUGCAGAAGAAGAUCAUUACGGAAAUGGACGUGCUCUUAUUUUAGGCGGAUACUCCACUCUGGUCACUGGACAAAUCCAGGAUUGGGACGCAGUGACCUCUUUUCCAGUUCAGCAGGCUCCUUCGAACACAAUCGUCAUGUUUGGAAACUCACGGACGCUUUCCAAGCCAACCAGAGGGUCGGUUGCUUAUGCGGUUUCUCGUACUGCCUUGAGUAUCUUUCCCGGAAAUUCUGGUGGCUCUGGCGACACCCAGCAACAGCGGGUGGAAAUUUAUGAUGCUGAUAAGAACUCUGUGUCAACUCUUUCGGGAAUCCCAAAUGGCGAUAGUGGGCCUAGGAACACCAAUUUCCGUGGUGCAGUCAGGAUUGGACAGGGCGACCAAGUCUUUCUCCAUGGCGGAGUCACUACUUUGGACUAUAGUCCCAGCUCUCCCCUCGACAACUUCCUUGACCAAUCGAUCCAUGUCUGGGAUGGGAAAGCACAACAAUGGGGGAACACUGUGAAUAUCUUUAUCCCCCCCAAAAAAACAAAGACGUUGAUGAUUGGGCUUAUUGUAGGUGGUGUAGUACUCGUAUUAUUGUUCGGAGGAGGGAGUGUCUACUACAUUCGAAAGAAAAAGAAUCGACUACGCCGUUUCGAGGAAGAAGACAGACUUGCCAAGGGAGCGGUACUCAAGAAUGAAGAUGAACUACAUAGUGAGCGCAGAAGCAAUCGGCUCAAUAAUGGUGGCAAUAAUAGCCCUGAUAUGAAGGAUAACCAUGGGUCUGGAUCGGGACCUGGCACAGUUAUUGCGACUAGUGCUAGUACUGAUGCCGGGACUGAUAGGAAUUACGAGCUUCCCCAGCAGCGGCCAGCCCCCGAGCAUUUUGAAAAUUAUGCCACAACAGGAAGAGGUGCGAGCUUGGAGCUCUAUAAUCAGAACCCUUACCAAAUACAAGCUCAUGCUCAUACUUAUGCUCAGUAUCCCUAUCAGGAACUUGGAGUGAUGAAUGAUGGUAUAGUGGCUCGACCUCUGACAACCCCGCGUCCGGUUCAUGCUCCUCAGGAAUAUCCUCUAGUCGACACGGAGACAGCAGCUACAACAACCUCAAAUUUUGUUCCUCCUACAUCCCGUUUUCAGUCUGUGGUUACCGUUGCAGGACAGCCAGUGUACGGCAAAACAUCGACUGACAAUGAUGUAGAGCAGCAGCAAACUGUCACUGUUGAAGGGCCUGAAGAUACUGACGUCAAUGGAGACCUUGUACAUCUACACAACCUACGAGCAAGCCUGGAUGGAUUCUCCGUUUCUUCUUUCUCUUCCUCUUCAACCGACUUGAACAACAACAACAAUAGAUCAAACCUGUUCCCAUCUCCGCGGGAUUCCUACCUUGGAAGUAGGGUGUAUUCCAACACAUCAUCCAUAUCUUUUGGCAGUGCAUUCCAGCCACACCAAUAUGGAAGCAGCUCUCAGGGCCAGAGUCCCUCCUAUAUGCCAUCACCAACUUAUUCAGCGACAUUCUCUGUGCCGGACUCUCUUCCUGGAAGUGAUACAAGUACACAUGUACAACAAUCACAUCAACAACGUCCGUUAAUGCGAUCUUCGGAGCUUUCUUUCCCUGGUGAUAGGAUGGAAAUAGCACCAUUACCAGGAAUUGACAUGUAUCAACAUCCUGCCACCACUGUUACUACUGCCGCCGUACCCUAUCCAAGGCUAGAGCCUCAAGGGUUGCUUAAUAUGACUCUUAAAGGCACAUCUGAAGCGAUACCCCUGUUACAGCCACCUUCACAACCUGCUCCGCCGGCACCUUUUCAAACAAGACCUUCGCCCUGA